AUGCAAGAUUCAAAUUCAUUUGACGUUAUACUUUUAGGAACAAAUUUAGUCAAUUCGAUUUUAUCUUCAGCUUGUGCAUGGACAAACCUCAAAGUCCUUCAUAUAGAUGAGAAUCCGUUCUACGGCGAAGUUGAUGGUUCUUUUGGUUUAAGAGAUGUUUUGAAUGUAUCAGAAACGGGUGAUCGGGAGGUGGAAAACCUAUGUGUAAAGCGUACCGGAGAGGACGCUCCUGCUUUACAAGAUAUCAAGGUAGAAAUUCUAGAGAAGGAUAUGCUACCGAGUCUGAAAGGUAUUACAAUUGAGCUAAUACCGAAGGAAAUGUAUGCUGGUGGCAGUUUAGUAGAAUUGCUCUCGAAAACUAAGAUAUAUAAAUAUUUACUACUGAAGCCUCAAAGAAGCUUUCGAUUUUAUGCCUCAAACAAAGAAUGGACGAAAGUACCCGAGUCAAGGGCUGAUAUUUUUAAUGAUAAAACACUAUCGCUUACGCACAAACGAUUGAUUAUGCGCUUCAUGAAAUAUGUUUCCUCCAUUGACGACGAACAGAAUCAAGAACAGUUAAAACAAUGGCUCUCGAGACCCUUUCAUGAUUUUCUGAAGGAAAACUUUGAGCUUCCUCAAAGUAUACAAGAGGGUAUCGUUUACGGGUUAUGUCAGGCUUUGGAUUCAAAAAUUUCCACCCAACGUGCUCUGGAAAAAAUAAAGAAAUAUUUUCAAUCUUUUGCAACUUACGGGGAUUACUCUUACUUGAUUGCCAUGUAUGGAACCGGAUCUGAAUUAUGUCAAGGAUUCUGCCGUUCAUCGGCUGUGAUGGGCGGUACAUUUAUGCUCGCACAAAAAGUCAACAAAGUGGAAGCUACUUCCGUCGAACUAGGAGAAGGGAAAAAAUUAUGGGCAAAACACAUUGUUCCGUCGCAAGCUAUUAAAAUGACAAAUAUUUCAGAAACGAGUGUUCGUCAGCGAUGUCUACUAGUGCGCGGGAAGUGUCCUGGAUUAUUUCACCAAAACCUAUUCUUACUUUCUGAAGCAAGUCAGCUUCACUUUGUACCUUAUUCCUUAGGAGAUAAAUGGCCCAAUAGCGUUCAAGCCAGGGUUCUAGGAGUUGGAGCAGGUAGUUGUCCCGAGGGUUAUACUCUAUGGUAUUUGCAAACAUUAGAAUGCGAAUACUCUUGUGAGUUACUAGCUUCGGCAACUAACAAGCUCAUUGAGCUUUCACAUUCGGAGGACACGAAACCCUUAAUGUAUGCUGAUAUGUUGAUUGAUCAAAGGGACCUGGCGGAUUAUGAUAUUGCUGUUGAAACAGCCAAGCAAUUGUAUGGAAAGAUUACUGGCUCUACCGACUCCUUUUUCCAAAGAGAUACUGUUCUUGAUGACGAUGAUGAAUGA
Messenger RNA from Schizosaccharomyces osmophilus, 1383 nucleotides. RefSeq names its product Rab geranylgeranyltransferase escort protein Mrs6 (gene mrs6). Gene Ontology annotation, molecular function: GDP-dissociation inhibitor activity. The transcript is spliced from 2 exons. NCBI's taxonomy places the organism in Eukaryota, Fungi, Ascomycota, Schizosaccharomycetes, Schizosaccharomycetales, Schizosaccharomycetaceae. The record is from RefSeq and is a predicted model, not a curated record. The coding region runs from base 1 to 1383 and encodes 460 amino acids. Gene Ontology annotation, biological process: vesicle-mediated transport; protein geranylgeranylation; small GTPase-mediated signal transduction. Gene Ontology annotation, cellular component: nucleus; Rab-protein geranylgeranyltransferase complex; cytosol.